UCGCAAGUUAAGCAACGCCAGACACCCGUUUGUUGUUAGCACUUUACGUUUCGCAGUACGCGUAGAACUCGAUAGAGCUACAAAUUUUCUUCUAUGUGAAGUAACCUGAUUCUCAAAUAUCUUCUAUGAACCAGAAAAGUGUAAGGGAACUGAUGUUGCUGGUCAAUUAGAAUUGCUGCCCAGUUUUAGCUCUAAGAAAAUGGUGUCGCUGACAAUUUCAACACUUUCACUCAUAAGAAACUUAAUUGGGAAACCUUCACGUACUUUUGUUCACUCUUUCAAUUUACCUUUUCCAAAAACUAUUCAUAAAUACAUCGAUCAGUCUUUCGUAGAAAAGUAUGACGAAAUUUUUGUCAUAGGUGAUAUUCAUGGCUGCUUUGAUGAACUACAAAUGCUGCUGAAAAAAGCCGAAGCGGAAAAAGAUUCCACCUUAAAGAUAAUUGUUGGCGACCUAGUGAACAAAGGUCCGAAGAAUGCAGAAGUUCUAGACUAUUUGAGGCAGUCUGCUUCGAUACUGGCAGUAAGGGGAAACCACGAUGAAGUAGUGUUGAAAGAGUAUUUCAGCGCUAAGAAUCCAAGCUAUGAGCUAAAAGCAAGCAACCGAUGGAUUAAAGAUUUAAGCUUGGAAAAUAUUAAUUAUCUCCUGGAAUUACCCUUUACUAUAUCCAUUCCAUCUCUAAAUGUUGUAGUUGUACAUGCAGGCCUACUUCCUGGAAUGCCGAUUGAAGCAAAUGACCCCUUUAACAUGGUUUGCAUGAGAAAUGUUAUUGAAGGUGAUUACUUUUGGGAAGGAGGUUUAACAGCGUCAAAACACAUUGAUGAAGGUGAACCAUGGGCAUCAAUGUGGGGUGGACCUCAACAUGUUUAUUUCGGUCAUGAUGCAAAACGAAUGUUGCAGAAAUACCCAUUUGCUACAGGGCUAGAUACGGGAUGUGUAUAUGGUAAUUGGCUUACUGGAGUAUUCAUCAAUGGGCCAAGAAAAGGAACAUUUUACAAUGUAAAAGCCAAGCAAGUUUAUUCUAAAACUAAAUCAAAUGAAUGAAAAAAAUGAAAAUAAUUCUGGACGUAAUUUUAUGUUUAACAUUGAGAAAUAAAGAGAUUUUAUCUGUUUGUA
Molecule: messenger RNA, 1114 nt
Organism: Uloborus diversus
Lineage: Eukaryota; Metazoa; Arthropoda; Arachnida; Araneae; Uloboridae
Product: bis(5'-nucleosyl)-tetraphosphatase, symmetrical-like
Exons: 2
Coding region: 200-1042 (280 amino acids)
Biological process (GO): polyphosphate catabolic process
Cellular component (GO): cytoplasm
Molecular function (GO): phosphatase activity; endopolyphosphatase activity
Source: RefSeq, a predicted model, not a curated record